AUGAACUCUUUAGCGGUGGUAAAUGCAAGCGAUGGAGGAGUGGAAACGGAGACAGCAGUGGUGGAGAAGCCCCCGAAAACACUACGUCGUUUACAGGUGUUUAGUGGUUAUCCGACGCCGUCUGGUGCUACUACAAAAGACGGUGGGGUCAAUUUUGCUAUCUGUUCAAGCAAUGCCACGUCGGCCAGUCUCUGCUUGAUCAAUCUCUCAGAUUUGCCUGAGGUGAGACCAUCGCCUAGCUUUUCACAACACUGGUCACACCCACCAUUUCUCGGAAUGACCAAACCCUAG
Messenger RNA from Ilex paraguariensis (yerba mate), 291 nucleotides. NCBI's taxonomy places the organism in Eukaryota, Viridiplantae, Streptophyta, Magnoliopsida, Aquifoliales, Aquifoliaceae. The record is from the annotation of a GenBank genome assembly.